AUGGCGGUGGCGGCGCUCAGUCAGUAUGACUACAUAUUCGCCCUUACCACCAUUUUUGCUUUUCUCGAUGCGUGGAACAUCGGUGCCAAUGAUGUAGCCAACUCGUUCGCAACGUCCGUGUCCUCGCGGUCGUUGACCAUGAAGCAAGCCAUGGCUAUUGCGGCCGUCAUGGAAUUUGCCGGAGCUGUAAGUGUGGGAUCGAGAGUCGCCGCCACCAUCCGCAGCAAGAUCAUCGAGCCUCAUCUUUACGACGAGCAACCGGCUGUGCUACUUUUGGCCAUGAUGUGCGCAAUUAUCGGGUCCUCCACCUUCCUGACUUUCGCUACCAAGAUGGGCUUUCCCGUCAGCACUACGCACUCCAUCAUCGGCGGACUCGUUGGAGCAGGCGCAGCCUCAAUCGGCAUCAAGCAAGUCAACUGGGAAUGGGAUGGUGUCUCGUCCAUCUUCGCAGCAUGGGUCAUUGCUCCUGGUAUCGCUGGCACUGUCGGUGCUGCACUGUUUCUCAUCACCAAAUAUUUUAUCAUGACACGACGCCACGCCGUCCGAAACGCUUUCUACUCAAUACCUGUCUAUACGUUCAUCACCAUCGGCGCUCUUGUCAUGUUGGUUGUCUGGAAAGGCAUUCAGCUCGAGGUCUCUUUGAGCAAUACCGAAAUUGCGGUCUGCGUUGUUACUGUUGCCGGCGGCCUCACCGCUCUAGAGUGCUUCUUUCUACUUCCUUUCCUCUGGCGCCGCAUCAUGCACGAAGACUGGGAGCUGAGAUGGUAUCACUGCUUACAAGGCCCAUGGCUACUCAAGCGCCCUCCUCCCUCACGCCCCCCACCUGGCACCAACGCCCUGAACAUAAAAGACUACUAUCGCGGACACCUCACCAAGGAGGAGCUCGAAACCAUCCGCGCCAGCGAAAGUCUCCUUGAAUCCGCCAAAUCCCCCGACUCCCACGCCCGCACCGACUCCGAGGCCGAUUCCGCCAUCACUACCGCCCUCCCCAGCCCGGCCAUCCAGGCCUCCACCCUGACCCGGCGCUCCACCACCGACGCCGGCCCACCCCUCCGCCCCCUCGGCCCCUGGCACUCCGCGCCCGUCCUCCUCUGGCGCUUCAAGCGCAUCACCCUCCGCGGCCUCGAGCAAGACGUGAUCCGCCUGCAAAAACGGCACCCGCAGUCCAUCCUCAACUACAAGAUCGAGGACAUGCACGCGCGUGCGCCCCGCUACGACAACCGGGCCGAAUACAUGUACUCGGCCCUGCAGAUCCUGACCGCCGCCUCCGCCAGCUUCAUCCACGGCGCCAGCGACGUCAGCAACGCCAUCGCGCCUUUCACGUCCGCGUUCCUCAUCUGGCGCACGGGUCUCAUCGCGGACGAAGUCCAUGUUCCGCUCUGGGUGCUUGCAUUCGGCGGCGCGGGCAUCUCCUUGGGGUUGCUGACGUAUGGCUACCAUGUCAUGCGCAAUCUGGGGAACCGCCUAACGCUCAUGUCGCCGAGCAGGGGCUUCUGUAUGGAGCUGGCUGGCGGAAUUACGGUGCUGAUGGCAACGAGGCUGGCGAUUCCGGUCAGUAGCACGCAGUGUAUUGCGGGUGCGGCGAUCGGCGUGGGGCUGGCAAACGGGGAUUGGAGGGCCAUCAAUGUGAGGUUGGUGGGCUGGAUUUAUCUGGGUUGGCUUAUCACUGUGCCCGUGACGGGGCUUAUUGCGGGCGGGCUGAUGGGGAUUAUUCUUUGGGCGCCUAGGUGGUGA
Messenger RNA from Cyphellophora europaea CBS 101466, 1734 nucleotides. RefSeq lists its product as uncharacterized. Gene Ontology annotation, cellular component: membrane. The record is from RefSeq and is a predicted model, not a curated record. Gene Ontology annotation, molecular function: protein binding. The transcript is spliced from 2 exons. Lineage: Eukaryota; Fungi; Ascomycota; Eurotiomycetes; Chaetothyriales; Cyphellophoraceae. The coding region runs from base 1 to 1734 and encodes 577 amino acids. Gene Ontology annotation, biological process: phosphate ion transmembrane transport.